This is a messenger RNA of Cylindrotheca closterium, 2391 nucleotides long. NCBI's taxonomy places the organism in Eukaryota, Bacillariophyta, Bacillariophyceae, Bacillariales, Bacillariaceae. The record is from the annotation of a GenBank genome assembly.
AUGUCGAAUAUGGAAAACAUGUUAAUGGACGACUCUUCGUCAGGGGAAUCUGACGAUGAAGUUGUUGUCCCCACCAAUCGCCCAGUCGCAUCUGCGAUUGCGGCUGCGGCUGCUCCACAAGCAGCACCUGUGGCUGCGCCAAGACCGGCAGCAGUGCCACCGCAACCAAGUGCACAAGACCAGCAGAAAGAGCGCCUGAAGAAUCUUUAUCGUGCUCAGCAGACUAUGAGACCACAACCAUCUUCAGCACCGAUGCAACCUCCUCCUUCUUUAUCGGAGUCUGCUUCACCUUCCAUGCCUGGUCCUGGUCCUGGUCCUGGUCCUGGUUCUCAUAUAAACCACCCAGGUCGAAGAAUGUCAAGUGGUUCUUACAAUUCUUCGCAUCAACGGUCCUAUGCGCCUUCGCCACAGCAACCAACACCAACAACGCAAGGUGGCCCACAACCGCCUCAGAUGAACAUGACUCGACGGCCCUCUCAAACACGAACACAACAACCACAAAUGCCGCAGCGAUCCCAACCACAAAUGCAACAACACCCGCAAAUGUCUUCACAUUCUUCUGCACAGUACAAUCCGCACAGUCGUAGUAGCCAUGGAAGCCAUCCUUCUCAGUCCUCAAGAUCGCAAAUGGUUCCACCUCAGUCAGCAAGAACUUCUUCCCAUCCAACAUCUCACGAUCCCUAUGCUCCUGCCCCUUAUGCCAACAUGCAAUCUCGAGAGCAACCGCGACAAACGAGCAUGCCGUCUCAUACUUCGCGACCGUCCUCCUCUUCAUCAUACCCAAGUGCACAGCCUGUGAACCCAUCGGCUCCAGUGCAGUCGUCGCAUUCCUCCUCUGGUCGACCUCCUCAACAACUGUCGGCACAGGAACAAGCUGCUCAAGCCACAAGACGAAAGAGGCAAUACACACUCUUCACGCAAGUUCUCUUGAAACGUCUCGAAAAGGAGAAUCCAAGUAUGCAUCGUGCCGCAAAGGCGACCAUCCAGGAAUGUGCGAUUCGGAACAAGAAGAAACAACCAGGGUAUGAAUCGCUCACUAACGCUCUAAUGCCCCGGCUCAAGGAACUAGUGGGAAAGCCGUUUUGGAAUACAACGCAAAAGGUCCUGCAUAAUCAUUUGGCAAAACACAAGAGUAGUGAGGCAAUCAAGCAGCAGCAGCAGCAAAAGGCCGCCCAACAACAGAAAUUGGAAAGUCAAAAUCAGCAGCAACGACAGCGUGAAGCCCAGGUGCAUGCACAACGGCAAGCACAGCUUCGUCAACAGCAGCAACAGCAAGCAGCCCAACCCAAUCUAUCAAGAUUGCAACAAGAGGUUACCAAUCGAAAAACUGAGAUUAAUCGAGCGGCUCCGACCAGUAGUGCUGCUGCGGCCAAGCUCACCAGUACCCAAAAGAAACAAGCACUUGCCAAGCAACGAGGUCGAGUUACCUCGCCGAGUCCUGCCUCCCGUAAACCAGGGACCCCUGCCGCUGCUACCACGUUACCGCCAACAAAGGUGGAAGAACCUCCCAAAGAAUACAACGAACUCAUGCAAAUGGUAGACCAAGCGGUUUCAUAUGAUUAUAAGACAGCUGGCACACUGCUCAAGGCCAGCAAGACUGACUUGCACGUGGACGACGAGCAGAAACGGCUUUUGUAUGGUGACGUCAAACCGAAACUUCCUCCUCCCCGAACACAAGGACCAAGGCCUGGUUGGGACAAGACCAACGUUUUGUCGGCGCGAGCCGCUUGGGCUCGGGUAAGACUCCCGGAACAGCCUGAGGCCGCACCUGGUGUUCCAAUGACACGGCCAUCGGCAGCUCGAGGACAAAAUGACACCUCCUGGGCCCAUGAGCAAAAGGCCGAACAGGACGAGGUAUUGGCACUGCUUUCCGAAGCAUCCCAGCACUAUCUCAAAGACAUUUUGAGGAAGGCCGUUCACUGUUCGCGUCAGCGACAAAACGUUGACGGGAUCCGCCUGUGGCAUCAGCAGCAUGUGUCCGCGGUUCAUGGCAAAGAAGCUCCAUUAUCCUUGCGCUUGGGUUGUGAUGUUUCGAGACAGGUUGCGCAAGUGGCAGGAAAUGCAGCCUUGACUUGCAAACGAAUGGAAGAAGCUUUGGAACGGAAGAGCGGAGUCCCUGCUAGUGCUCGCAUUCUCAAGGAGGCCACUUUGCAAGAGGCCACAAGUAUGGGCGACUUAGCCUUGAAACCACAACUGGGCAGAGGUCCUGCCAAUGCCGAGCUACAAGCGCGACGAUCCUUCGAGGAGUAUGGUGGAAAGCACGCAUCGGAGCCUCCCUUGGGCCGAGUUCCCAAAAAGGCCAAGGUAGAAAUCGUUGAUUUGGUGCACGGACAAACACUAUUGCAAACAUUGGGUCAUCGGGCAGUUACCUCCAAAGUGACUUCGUAUUAA